AUGAAUCAUAUUCUGAGAUCAGAAUCCCAUGGAUUCAUUAGAUUAUUUCUGUUUAUUGAUUUAGCAUCUUGGAUUCCAAUUGCAUCAAGAAAGCGAAGCUCAGUUUCGUCCGUUCAAAAACCAAUAGCACAUGAAAUGAAUCAUGAUUCUUCAGAUCAUCAAACACUCAAUAAUACUGAUCCAUCAAAAUAUACUAUACUUAGAUAUUCUACUCAUUUACAAAUAUUACAUCAACCAAAUAACUACGAUUCAUCUAAAUUAUAUUUCCAUGAUGCACAGAAUGUUUCAGAUUACACCUCAGUCAAUCCUGAAUGGACAAAUCAAUCAAUCUAA
This is a messenger RNA of Schistosoma turkestanicum, 333 nucleotides long. The record is from the annotation of a GenBank genome assembly. NCBI's taxonomy places the organism in Eukaryota, Metazoa, Platyhelminthes, Trematoda, Strigeidida, Schistosomatidae.